GUUGUUACAGGCAGCAGCAGUAACAUGACUCUCAUCAAAUGCUGGCCGGACUCUUGUAGAAGCACACGACUAAAACGGCCACUUGAUCACGAAGCGCGAACGAAAAGCUCGCAGUGCAGGAGACAAAUGGUUGAAACAGACUAUUCAUCGCAAGGUCAUGAUUGCAUGUGUCGAUGUUUCUCGGGUUCAUGUGGACGGAUUUUAAACUGGAUAAGUGACACUCGACCGUACAUACCCCCAAAAGAUCCUGAGGCGAGGAGAUGGUACGAACGUGGGAAAUGCUCGCGGUUUAACCUCAUGUUUCCGUUUUUAACUUUGCUUCUGGCUAUAGUGGAUACGGCAAUGGAUGUGAGAGUGGCGGUGUCUCAUUAUCGCCGUGGUGACGACAUCUGGGCUUCGCUCACGCUCGCCUUUGUAAUAAUUUCGGUUGUCAUUAUCGAAAUAGUGUCUGCGAACUGGUAUUUGGAGGAUGAAAAGGGUUAUAAGAAGGAAAUCCUUAAGAAACACGGAUUGGAAAUAAAAAAGUGGCAUUAUUUGUGUCAUUUUAUCCUGUGUGGAACUCUCUUAAGGUAGGGACAGUUUAGUAUAGCUGCCUUAACUCGUAAUGUUUCUUGACCAUCCUUCUGUGUUUUAGUUUUAUAGAAGCAA
Messenger RNA from Pocillopora damicornis (cauliflower coral), 648 nucleotides. RefSeq names its product XK-related protein 6-like. Gene Ontology annotation, cellular component: membrane. NCBI's taxonomy places the organism in Eukaryota, Metazoa, Cnidaria, Anthozoa, Scleractinia, Pocilloporidae. The record is from RefSeq and is a predicted model, not a curated record.